CACCAACACAACUGCCGAGGUGCGAUCCGAGUGUGGGACUAUAAAAGUCAAAACCAGAUCGGAAGCAAAGUGUAUUGCUCCAACAGUCCUUAGACUACGAGGAGGUUGGCAAAGUAGUAUUACAUUAUUCCAAGAUGCAGACUGCACUGAUUAUUCUAUCAUCGGCAUUGGCCGUGAGCACAGGGAGCAUAAUAUCGCUGGUCCCGAUUUCGUACGUGGCGAGUCCGCUGCCGACGUACAAUCAUGUACAGAAUACUCUGACUGGUGAAUACGCCUACAACUAUGCCGGGGGUCCGUCGGCCAAGGAAGAAAUCAAGACGCUCGACGGAGUGACGCGAGGUGCGUACAAUUACAUCGACGCCUUCGGCAUAGUCCAGUCGGCCCAAUACGUCGCAGACAAGGACGGCUUCCGCAUCGCGGCGACAAACGUGCCGACCGACGCCCAAGUCGGUGUAAAUGUCCCGCUGGAAACGGCCGAGGUUCAAGCCGCAAAAGCUGCCCAUUUCGCCGAGCACGCGAAGGCCGUGGCGGCUUUGGGCCGCAAGAAGCGCAGCCUGAGCCACGCCGCGACGGCCGUUUCUAGCCAGUACCAUCACCAAGAGCACGAGUCCCUCAAGCUUGAGGCCCCACUCUACAAGCAGUACCUCCCCGCCGCCCCACUCCAGACUUAUGCAAGCUAUGAGAUACCGGUCGCCGUUUCGGCCGUCCCGACCGCCGUCUCCCACCAGUCGAGAAGCCAGACCCACAAUAACGCCAGGAUCGAGCUUUCGGAGCCUCUCGUCUACGCCCAAUUCGCAAGCUCCGUUGCCGCCGUUCCCGAGCAGGUUAUCGGCUACCACGAGGCCGUCGCACCGGUCGCCGUUUCGGUCGUCCCGACCGCCGUCUCCCACCAGUCGAGAAGCCAGAUCCACAAUAACGCCAAGAUCGAGCUUUCAACGCCCGUUGCCUAUGCUCAAUUUGCAGGCCCCGUUGCUGCCGUUCCCGAGCAGGUGAUCAGCUACCAUGAGGCUGUCGCACCGGUCGCCGUUUCGGUCGUCCCGACCGCCGUCUCCCACCAGUCGAGAAGCCAGAUCCACAAUAACGCCAAGAUCGAGCUUUCAGCGCCCGUUGCCUACGCUCAAUUUGCAGGCCCCGUUGCCGCCGUUCCCGAGCAGGUGAUCAGCUACCAUGAGGCAGUCGCACCGGUCGCCGUGGCCGCCGUGCCGACCGCGGUUUCCAGCCAGAGCCGAUUCCAGGUCCACAACAGCCAGACGGUCGAGGUCCAGAACCCGCCACACGUCGAGCCUGUUGUUUCCGUCGCUCCGAUCGCUCCGGAGGUCGAUUCGGUCGUCGUUGAGGCCAAGACCGCCGCUGCUGCCGCGAUUCCGGUCGCCACGGUCGCCUCCGUACCGACCGCCGUCUCUAGCCAGAGUAGAACGCAAGUCCAUUCUGGCCAGCGCGUCGAGAUUGAGGCUCCGCAAGUCUAUGCCGCUCAGCUCAUCGACUCCUAUGGUAACCCAGCGGUCGCCGUUUCCUCCGAGACACUCUACGCGCCGUCUCACCUUGUCGCUCAGCUGCCCCGAGACACUCCGGAGGUCGCUGCCGCCAAAGUAGCUCAUGCCAAGGCCUACGCGGCUGAACUUGAGAAGCACCAAGGGUGGUAGGGAGCCACGAUUUGCGGAAAAACGUUAUGCAUAUAUAUACGACAUUAGCGACUGAUUUAGGCGCGGAUUCUCGGCAGGGGCUGGUCGUCGGUGAAUAAAUAAUGACUCGUGAUAAUGCAGUAUGCGAAUUUUUUAUGUGGGAAACUGUAACGGCGGGGUGAUCUGGGGUUUAUCGGAAAUUUUUUUCCAC
This is a messenger RNA of Diprion similis, 1833 nucleotides long. RefSeq lists its product as uncharacterized. The coding region runs from base 135 to 1643 and encodes 502 amino acids. NCBI's taxonomy places the organism in Eukaryota, Metazoa, Arthropoda, Insecta, Hymenoptera, Diprionidae. The transcript is spliced from 2 exons. The record is from RefSeq and is a predicted model, not a curated record.